AUGUGCCGCGAGCACAUCGCCGCUAUCUUGCGGCUACUGUUACUGGCUGGCGGUGCCUUUUACGUAAACCCCUACACCAACGAGGACCGUAUCGAUCUGAGCCAAGUAUGGGUCGAGAUUCCCACAACUCUAGUGGCGUUGGGGGGAGACGUCCACAUCUUCGUCCGCGGAGCCACCGCCACAGGCAGCUUAAGGGUUCGCCUCGCGCGAGAAGACGACGACGGACGAACACUGCUGGCUACGAUGCCUCUAGCCCUGGACGCAGAAAGUCGAAUGACCCUCCCGUGUGGGUACUUCUCCCGAGGGGGCGUUUACUACCUCGAAAUUGUCGCCGAUAAAGAAACCUUUCUAGACUACAGCAACUCCACCAUAAACACGAUCAAAGUGAAGCGAGAUGUAACAAAGGGGGGGAUAAUGGAGACCGGAGACAGCAUAGUUAAGUCCUGGAAGUUUGACGUACUCUGGCCGAGCGCAAGUCUAGAUGUCACACCAGAACAGAUCCAAACGUAUCCAGAAAGGCAGGUGACAGCCAUACUGGAGUUCCCGAAAGUCGUGUGCACUCCUGUGCAAACGAGCGCUGACUUUUGGCUGGAACUGUUAUAUUGCGGACAUUCCAGUGGAGGCGCUGUACUGUGUGACGGCAAGAACACUAGCUCGAAUGCUCACGUGCUGUAUUCUGAACAGAUGUAUGGCUUCCCCGGUCGACGAACGAUGACCCUUCGGUGUGAACUGUUCGGACAAGCUGGAGACUACGCCCUCACUCUUCGACCCGCGGCCGCUGCCGGUCCCCAGGAUUUGGCGUUGGCUUUUGUUAAGGCGGACUGGUCCGAUCAAUUCGUCUUGAAUGUACAUGGAGGGUCGGUAUUCCCCUGUGGCGACGGAGUGAGAGUCCUCUUCCAAUAUCCCGAAUGUGUGCUGGAUGGAGCUGAUAGAGUGAGGGUAUUCGGACGGGAGGGAGACAAACUUCGAUAUGUCGUGGAGAGGAGGGUUAGAAGAGGUCAGCACACAGCAUCUUUCGACUGUCGGCUUUUUAGCGAGAGGUAUCCCGAAUACUGCUUCGUGUAUGUGUCGCAGGCAGUUACGGGAGCCGUCGCGGAUGUGCGAAUGGACUGCUUGCCUACGUUGCCUUUGUCAGAGGGCGGCGCCGGUGGUUGGGGCGAAUGGUCCCCGUGGUCCGCGUGUCCAGCGCCCGCGCAUUGCUCUACGCGAACGCGUAGUCGACAUCGAUUUUGCGACUCGCCUCCUCCAGCCUACGGCGCUAAGUAUUGUGAGGUGUGCAUAUGUUCGCGCUCUAUUGUAGUGAAAUGUACAUUAUGA
Leptosia nina is the source of this 1317-nucleotide messenger RNA. The record is from the annotation of a GenBank genome assembly. NCBI's taxonomy places the organism in Eukaryota, Metazoa, Arthropoda, Insecta, Lepidoptera, Pieridae.